Pseudophryne corroboree (corroboree frog) is the source of this 3633-nucleotide messenger RNA. It is a transcript of the gene FMR1, whose product is annotated as fragile X messenger ribonucleoprotein 1. The record is from RefSeq and is a predicted model, not a curated record. Gene Ontology annotation, biological process: positive regulation of translation; negative regulation of translation; positive regulation of protein phosphorylation. Lineage: Eukaryota; Metazoa; Chordata; Amphibia; Anura; Myobatrachidae. Gene Ontology annotation, cellular component: cytoplasmic ribonucleoprotein granule; postsynaptic density; dendritic spine neck. Gene Ontology annotation, molecular function: translation regulator activity; mRNA 3'-UTR binding; protein homodimerization activity.
GUUUUAAUGUUUACAUUCGAGGCGGGUGAGGGGAUUCCUUUGCCAGACGGGGGCCCGUUUCGGUUUCAUUUCCCGGGAGGAGGAGGCGGAGAGGGGACGGCCGGCGGGCCUCAUGCUGCGCUCCAACCACUGACAGGGGAGACCGAGGCCUGGAGGGACCGCCUUAUCCACCGCCAGUGACCAGGGCAUCGCGCCGAGCAACAUGGAGGAGCUGGUGGUGGAGGUGCGGGGCUCCAAUGGAGCCUUCUACAAGGCAUUUGUAAAAGAUGUUCAUGAGGAUUCCAUAACGGUUACUUUUGAGAAUAACUGGCAACCAGAGAGACAGAUACCAUUCCACGAUGUAAGGUUUCCGCCACCUUCAGGUUAUAAUAAGGACAUAAAUGAAAGUGAUGAAGUCGAGGUUUAUUCCAGAGCAAAUGAAAAAGAGCCAUGCUGCUGGUGGCUUGCUAAAGUUAGAAUGAUAAAGGGUGAGUUUUACGUUAUAGAAUAUGCAGCUUGUGAUGCUACGUAUAAUGAGAUUGUCACCAUAGAAAGAUUGCGAGCUGUUAACCCUAACAAGCCAGCAACAAAAAAUACCUUUCAUAAGGUUAAGUUGGAAGUACCUGAAGAUUUGCGGCAAAUGUGUGCAAAAGAAUCUGCCCAUAAAGAUUUCAAAAAAGCAGUUGGCGCGUUUUCAGUAACCUAUGAUUCAGAAAACUGCCAGCUUGUCAUCUUGUCUGUCAAUGAAGUUACAAUCAGAAGGGCGAAUAUGUUAAGUGAUAUGCAUUUCCGGAGUCUGCGGACCAAAUUGUCUUUGAUGUUGAGAAAUGAAGAAGCCAGCAAGCAACUCGAAAGCUCACGGCAGCUAGCAUCCAGAUUUCAUGAGCAGUUUGUUGUACGAGAAGACCUGAUGGGAUUAGCCAUUGGCACUCACGGGGCAAAUAUACAACAAGCGCGGAAGGUUCCUGGCGUUACGGCUAUCGAUUUGGAUGAAGACACUUGUACAUUUCAUAUUUAUGGGGAGGACCAAGAUGCUGUAAAGAAAGCCAGGACCUACCUUGAGUUUGCAGAAGAUGUGUUACAAGUUCCCCGAAAUUUAGUAGGAAAAGUCAUUGGGAAAAAUGGGAAACUCAUUCAGGAAAUAGUGGAUAAAUCAGGAGUUGUUCGAGUUAGGAUUGAAGCUGAAAAUGAUAAAAAUAUGUCCCAAGAUGAGGGAAUGGUUCCGUUUGUAUUUGUUGGCACGAAGGACAGCAUUACUAAUGCAACAGUUCUACUGGACUACCAUCUAAACUAUUUAAAGGAAGUGGACCAACUCCGUCUGGAGCGGCUGCAAAUUGAUGAGCAACUUCGACAAAUUGGAGCUAGUUCAAGGCCUCCAGCAAAUCGUCCUGACAAAGAGAAGGGUUAUUUGAGUGAGGACUGCAGUGGCAUUGGACGGGGAGGCAGACCUUACAACAACAGAGGGCGGAGUAGGCGGGGCACAGGAUAUGCCUCUGGUACAAAUUCUGAAGCUUCAAAUGCUUCAGAGACUGAAUCUGACCACCGAGAUGAACUCAGCGAUUGGUCCUUAGCCCCUGCUGAAGAAGACCGAGAUAAUUAUAUUCGGAGAGGGGAUGGGAGAAGGCGUGGUGGAGCACGAGGUCAAGGACUAAGGGGGCGUGGGGGUUUCAAAGCAAAUGAUGACCAAUCUCGAACAGAUAACAGACAGCGCAAUUCAAGAGAACCUAAAGUAAGAACAGCAGAUGGCUCUCUUCAGAUUCGAAUUGACUGCAAUAACGAGAGAAGUGUACAUACUAGAAGUUUGCAGAACACACCCGUUGAAGGCAAUCGGCUUCGCACUGGCAAAGACCGUAUUCAGAAGAAAGAGAAGCCUGAGGCAGUGGAUGGGCAGCAGAUGGUGGUUAAUGGCGUACCGUAACUUUAAAUGUCCAGUCUCAAACCUACCCAGUCUAAAAUUCUAAAUGAUACAUCAUAUUUCACAUUAUAGAAGCCUGUUAGGCCAAAGACAAAUAGGCAAGAAGACACGGAGCAUGAAAGAAGGCGUUCCUGUUAGCCUUAUUUUGUUAGCAUUGGCUAUAAACAGUUUUCAAAAGUCAGACAUUGGAAACAUUUGCAUUAAAUAUCAAAACUUUUGAGGCUUUCAAGUACAUAUUGCACUUGACUUUAAAAAAAAGGUAUUUUUUGUUUAAAAGAGAAAAUAAAAGAAAAAAUACUAAGCUGUGUGUUGGUAUAAUUGUGUUCAGUUGCACUAUUUUCAGGCAGCUGAAUUAAAACAAUUUAAAAAAAAAUCACUGCUAUAUUUCAGUUUUCAGACUGACUGCAUUUAAUCAGCUGGGCUCAUGUUUUCAAUUAUGCAGUAUGUCCUAUGUAAUUUCCUCAUUUCUCACUCGUUUGACAAUAUAUUAGUUGGAGCUAAUAUUUGUGCAACGUUAAUGUCAUUUUUUCAUUUGGUAAAAAUCAAAAAAAGAAAAAAGUUGUAUGAUCUGUGCCUUUUUUAUAUCUUGACAGAUAUGGCUAGUGUGUGGGUGCAGGAAUCUGUGGAGAAGAGCUGAAACUAUUAAGUGUAAAAUAUAUGUAGCAAAUCUUAGAACUUUUAAGCAGAGUGCAUGCUUUAUAAUAUUUUACAUAUGUAAACAGAAGCCUCGGCUACAAAAAAAAAGUAGAAAUUUGGUUUUGCACUGAAUUAGAUAAUAAAUCAUGCCAGGGACACGAUGUCAUAAUAGGAAACCAUUUCUUUCUUUUUUUUUUCUUUUUUUAAGUUGUGAGCGAGAAAAAAAAUGAGAGCAUUGGGAAUUUUAUUUUUGUCUGAGAGCUGAAUGAGUACUACAAUUCGUUUGCAUCUAUUUUCUUUUUCACCUCCGUUUUCCGAAGGCAAUUUUGUUUGAACUUCCCAUGUGCAGGAAGAUAUAAUAGUUAUAGACUACGUACGUUCUUACACCCAUGUUGGCAUUGGAUUGAUUCCCUCUUUGUGAAGUAUAUGUUAUCCAGGAACAAGGACUAAUUACAUUUACUCUGUAGCUUUUGUCUGAUUGAUUUUAUGUAAUACUGUAACAAGUCACCUAAAAAGAAGAUUUCUCAUUGUCUUGUUAAAUAUGAAAUCUCGCCGCAUAAACUGUACAACAGCUUUGGCAUAUGGUCUACUUUUACAUUACUAAAAAGGGGGUUCCCUUUAUGUACAGAGACCUAAAAAUAAGCACUGCCUGUAAUGUUUUCUGUGGAUCCAAUUCUUAUUUGCUUCCUCUUGACAUUCCCUUGCAUAGAAAUAAAUAUAAAAAAAGAAAAAGUCAACAUGCUGCACACAAUUUUAACUGAUAAACAGAAGUCUUAAGAUUAUUGCCAAACACUAAUUUUGGUUUAUAGUUAUUUAUUUUGGGAAUGUAUAGUAUUUUGAAAACAACAAACAAAUUGGUACAUUGCACACCUCAUCUGUAUGCUGUUUUUUGAUUUAAAAUACUGUAGAUAUUUAACCAAGGUAGAGUUACCUUGUUAAUGCUCAUAGUGGGCAUUAUCCUCUGUACAUAUUAGCUAAAACAGAUUGGACUUUAUGUUGACAUUUGUUUGGUUAUAGUGCAAUAUAUUUUGUAUGCAAGCAGUUUCAAUAAAGUUUGAUCUUCCUCUGCUACCUGAAUUGGGCUAAAUAAUGGAACCUUAAAA